AUGACGUCACACCUUCCCUUCGGAGGGCUACCUUCCGAAGCUUGGAAGGACCCCUCGCGACACGCAAUGAUGUCACACCUUCCCUUCGGAAGGCUCACACCUUCCCUUUGGAAGGCACCCUUCCGAAGCUCGGAUGGACCCCUCGCGACACGCAAUGACGUCACACCUUCCCUUCGGAGCGCUCCCUUCCGAAGCUUGGAAGGACCCCUCGCGACAAGCGAUGACGUCACACCUUCCCUUCGGAAGGCACCCUUCCGAAGCUUGGAAGGACCCCUCGCGACACGCGAUGACGUCACACCUUCCCUUCGAAAGGCACGAUGA
Messenger RNA from Prunus armeniaca (apricot), 321 nucleotides. NCBI's taxonomy places the organism in Eukaryota, Viridiplantae, Streptophyta, Magnoliopsida, Rosales, Rosaceae. The record is from the annotation of a GenBank genome assembly.